UGCUUGUUGAACUCUAUUUCACCCUUAUCUCUUAUCUGUUAUUAGUCAAUUUAGUCUGUGUCCUUCAUUUUGAUGUUUCUAAUAGAGAAUUAUUGCAGUAGCUAUUUUGGAUUUUUCACUAUAAAUUAUCAUGAAUUAUUACUUAUCUAAAGCUAUAAUUCUAUCAUUCUAAGCUAAAGCAUUAUGAUACUGUCACCACCAUUGUUAUGCAAAUUUGGAGAGGUGAUUUUCACAAUGUUUUUAAACCCCUCACUAGUUUUCCCCCUCUGCAUAUCUCUGUCCUAGGUGCUGCAAGGUUUUUCAGAACAGGUAAAAGCAAAAUCUCUUGUAUCAGUGGUGAGGGAGCAGGGGCAGGGCAAAGCAUUGGCCUCUCCACCUCCCUCUCUGUUGCUCCUGGAGGUGCAGCCCUGCACCGCCCCUGGAGACAGGUGGGGCACAAUGCUGCAGGAGCAAGAGAGAACAUGAAGUUGUGUUGGCUAUUUCUGAUAUACCUGUUAUGGCUGAGGGGCCAUCAGUGUGCACCUAUAAAGGAGGAGGAAAUCAAUCCAUGGGAACACCUGAAAAUUUUAUCUGAAGUUGGUGAGAAAUAUGUAGACGAAGAGGUAAAGAAAGCUCUGGUAGGCGUUAAGCAGAUGAAAGUUAUGAUGGAAAGAAAUGAAGAUAAACACGUACAUCUGAUGAAAACCUUGAAGAAGAGCAGUGGAGAAAAGCAGGAAGCUCUGCGGCUUAUGGACGAAGUGAAAGAACAAUUAGAGGAAGAAGAAAGACAAUGUCAGGUGUCUCUGAGAAAUCUCUGGGAUGAAUGUAAAACUUGUUUAGAAAGUAACUGCAUGAGAUUUUAUACAACCUGCCAGCAUGGUUUGUCAACAUUUACAAGUAAGGUUGAAGAUUUUUUCAGGAAAAUGUCUCCGUUGACUUUUACUUUUCAUGAGGAUCAAGAUCUCCAGUUAAAUGAAAAGCCCGAGAAAGAAGACGCCCAGUUAGUACAAAUGGAAGAUUUAUUUAGCCAGCUGUUAUCGGAUGUGAGCACAAUAUUUGAUAAAAGCUUUGCUUUUUUCAAACAGAUGCAAAAAGAAUUUGAUCAAUCUUUUCAAAUAUAUUUCAUGUCUGAUCCGGACUUAACUGAGCCUUACUAUCUGCCUGCUUUCCCCGAGGAGCCUAUAAGAAACAGUGGUUUGCAGAAAGACUGGGGUAUGCCAGGCUUCCUUCAGGUAUUUUUUGACUUCAGCAAGACUCUGUUUGAAGGUAUCAGCGAGGUGAUUACUGAAGCAUUUGAUGAAUACACAGACAAUACAAGAGAUUUGCCAGAACAAGCCAAAGAUUCUGACAAAAGUGGCAUGUUUUCAAAGAUCAUACCAGGACACAAGAGAGCUCUGUGUAAAGAGCUCCGUCAGAAUUCAUCAGGAUGCCCACAGUUUCAUGAGAGAUGCCAGAAAUGUCAGGAUAACCUGAUGAGAGACUGUCCAAAUGUCCCUGAACUACACAUAAAGUUUGAUGAAGCCUUUAAGCUGGUUAAUAUCUCGGGUGAACAGUAUGAGCAGAUCCUCCAGGUGAUUCAGCGUCACACAGAAGACACUUCCUACUUGUUGAGCAAAAUGAAAGAAAGGUUCGGGUGGGUGUCAGAACUAUCCAACAUGACCAUCGGACCAGAAAACAUUUUCAAUAUAGUAAAGGUGUCACCAAGUGUCCAAGGAACAGAUUCUUCCAGUCUGAAUGAAACAGUGGUGCAUGUGAAUAUUCUGACUUCACCUACUUUCACAAUUAAGGUUCCUCAUGAUUUAGUUAUAGGGAGCUCUGAAUUCAUUGAAUUUGUAGCUGGGAAAGCUUUGCAACUUUACAAGCAGAAUUUUUAAGGACGACAAGAAGAUCUGUGGAAUAUCAUCCACUUCAAAUCCAGCAUCCUCUCCUUACAGUGAAGUACUCCAAAGUUCAGUGGACAGAGAACUGUUCUAUGAAUAGGGUUUUAAAAUGUUUGCUUACAAACAAUAUAUUGUUUAAUAAGUAUUGUGACAUCAAGUAUUCAAUAUUUACAGUAAUUUAAUUGCAUGGCAAAUUAAAAUCCAUGUCAAUUUGUAUUCCUUUUAAAUGAAAAAUUAUAUACAUGUAUGGUACAUUAUGUGAUUGUUGGUUAUCACUUAUGAUCCCAGUCUUACAAAGAUGUAAGCAUAUGCUCAGCUUCAACCAUGUAAGUUGUCCCCAUUGCCCUAAAUGCUAUUACUUGCAUGCUUAAAAUUAAGCACAUGCUUAAGACUUUGCAGGACUAGGGCCUAAAUCCCUUGUACACCCAGCUAAAAUUGAAUCAACCGAGUCUGAAUGUAUAUGUAACACAUUAAUACAUGUAUUCUGGCAUUCUGUUUCUUCUUCCAGUUGCUUUUACAUUUAUAAUGUACAUUAAAUGGCUUUUUCUAAAUUUGUGAUGCACAAAUUCUUCAGCUUUUUGCAUAGUUUACUUGUAGUUUGCCACUAAAGUAAUUUUUUAACAGGGCAAUAAAUAUUUUCAUUGGAAAAAAGCUUUUGUCCAUUUUACAUGUUUGCUUGAACGUCAUGUGUAAAAUAUAGUAAAAACUAAAAUCCUUAUGCUAUAAUACACUCAGUCCUAGGCAGAGCUCUGAGUGAUUUCAGUUUCAUUUUCUGUGCACACCAAGAUUGGUACAUAUCCCAAAGAACAUUUCCCCAUUCUCAGCUGUAUUUUUU
Molecule: messenger RNA, 2694 nt
Organism: Mauremys reevesii (Reeves's turtle)
Lineage: Eukaryota; Metazoa; Chordata; Testudines; Geoemydidae
Gene: CLUL1
Product: clusterin like 1
Exons: 9
Coding region: 207-1853 (548 amino acids)
Source: RefSeq, a predicted model, not a curated record